AUGGAUGCCUUCCUCAACCCAGGAGCCUAUGCCAAGAAGGUUAUGAAGGCUUUGCUCCAGGAUAUGUCGGCCAUAUACUCCAAUCUGCUCCGUGAACACUCACGGAGGUCUGGCGUUCCCAAAGACGUUCAGCUCUUCAUUCUACAAUGGAUUACACACGCCACCCGACCGCUUGGCCUACUGGAGAUGGCCGAUAUCAUCAAGGCCACCCAUCAUAGUCUCGUCAACCAAGACCUCAAGCUCAGCAAAGACAUCGUGAGAGCAGCUUGUGGCUCUUUGUUGAAAAUACUGCCCGACGAGACCGUCUGUGUGAUUCACCACACACUCACAGAGUACCUCACAGACAUCAACAGGAACCACAAUUCUGCAUACCAUAUUCUGACCUCCGGAGAGACGAACGCCAGACUUGGUUUAGCAUGUUUGAAUUACCUACAGGCCGGUUGCCUCGAUGAGAUGAGUCCCGAGAAAGACGAGUCGGUAGAUCGCUCUUCAAACAAACCCAGGCGCGGCUACAAAAGACUAGACACUGCUGAAGUAAACUUGAAGUAUCCCUUCGUUGCUUAUGCAGCAAGCAACUGGCACGUCCAUCUUGCCAAAUCGACCCGCGAAGGUUAUCCGCAGAAGGAGAUGAACCAGGCACUAGACAUGUUUGUCGAGAACCCUCAUUGGUUGAACACAUGGCUCGAAAUUCGCUGGGAUGAAGGGAUUGGCGGCGUAACCCCUUUGCAUAUCGCGGCCAGAUAUGGCUUAUCUGACUGGGUGAGGCAUCAGCUGACCGUACCGGGUGCCGCCGUUGACCCUGUAGAUGUCAACGGCAGAUCGCCACUUUUCUGGGCAGCUGAGUGUGGGACGAAGGACAUCGUUAAAACGUUGAUUGACGCAGGCGCGAACCCAGACCAAGAUGAGCAUGAGGGACUCAAGCCUCUCCAUCGAGCUGCUUUAAUGAACCAUGCAGGGGUUGUCAAGGUUUUACUCGAAGCAGGCGUCAACCCAUUGACCCCGAAGACGAAAGAGAAUUCCGGCAACUGGUGUGGUAACGCAUCAAGAACGAGAGGACACACUCCGCUCAUGUACGCCUGCCAUCAGGGGCAUUUGGAAGCAGUGGAGGAGUUUUUGCCCUUCUUACAUGACAUGAAGGCCCUUCAUCGAGCGUUGGCUUGGGCAGCUGAAAGAGGCCAGGAUAAGAUUGUCAACAGAAUCUUGGCGGAGCCUGGCGUUGACAUCAACCGCAAAAUCAGAGGUGGAACGCCUCUGUUUCGAGCUUGUAAAAGUGGCAGUGCACAGACGGCUCUGCUACUCCUUAAGAGUGGCGCAGACGUUACGAUCCAAUGUCAACGAGACGAAGAGUUCGGAGGCUGUAAUGCGCCAAAAUACGACUCCGACAGCAAUUCCGAGUUCGAUAUUGAGGAAUCCGAAAACACAUCCGACCCACGGAGAAGACGGGAUCUUUCUGCCCUGUACAUUGCCUGCGAAGGCCCGACUCGAACUCAUAGGACACCUCUGACAAGUGACUCUUUAGCGGCUAGAGAGGUUCUUGAAGCAUUCAUCGAGUGUGGUGAGAAUAUCCACCAGCGGGUUUCAGAUGGAUCAACGCUGCUGCAUGCGGCGAAACACAAUCCUGUGUGGACGAGUUUACUGCUAGAAAGAUCCGUUGACCCAAAUAUCGCCGACAACCAGGGCCACACACCCCUUCACAAUCCGGGAAAUACAGACAGCGUAUCUCAACUGAUUGAGAAUGGCCACGCGAAUUUGAAUGCGGCAGUACCUUCAAAUGGAAAGACGCCGCUCUUCUUCCUCCUCGAUCGCAACGCUACAUUCGUGGCUCUCAAGUUUUUAGAGUAUGGCCCGGACUGUAAGGUCGUGGACAGCGAGGGUAAUGGGGUAUUGCACGUCGCCCUCGGAAAGUCUAACCCAGACGCAAGAAUCCUCAAGAAACUGAUCGAGUUAGGUGCCGACGUCAAUCUCAGAAACAAGUCUGACAUGACACCCAUGGACGUCAUGAGGUUUUCAUGCGACUAUCCGAAAGAGAUAUGGGACAUGUUACUCAGUGCCGGAGCUGACAUCAACGCCAAAGACAAAAAUGGCUGUACCGCACUUUUCAGAAUGGCCAAGUCCCGUACUUCCGAUCGCAAAGACCCUCACAGAGACAUGAAGGCAAUGAUAGAACGGGGUGCCACGCUCAACACUUGCGAUGCCAAAGGUCGCAGUUUGUUGCACGAAGCUGUGAGAAGCCAUCCUGGGAUCUCAAAGAGACUUUUAGAUUACCAGGAAUAUCCCCGACUGGACUUCUUGAUCAGCCUGGGGCUCGAUCUGCAUGUUGUCGACAACGAUGGGAAUAGCUUGCUCCACGAACUCAGCUGGCAUCCUUCAAACUUCGAUAACUUCACCAGCUCGAACAAGAAAGGAAGAACGCCACUUCACAACCUGUCGUGCAAGGCUCGUCGAGGGUCAAGCGAACCGGACGCGGCGUACCCCUUGGAGCUCAUCUCACGGGCGGGAACAGUCGACGCUGCUGAUGAAGACGGCAUUACUCCGCUGCACUUUGCCGUCACCGCUUCAGAAUACCAUACCAAGAAGCUGCUCGACGCAGGUGCUAACCCGAAUGUUGCCACCAAUGAGGACUUGACCCCACUCCACCUCGCCGUUAGAAGCAGGCAAAGCAACAUUGUCGGACUGUUGUUAGACUCUCUCUACCAGCUAGCUGGAUUUGAAGAUGCGCGUCGAGGCGCUUGGCUAGCAGAUGAUUGCCCCCUGCCUAUCACCGGCGUCAAUCAUGAAGACAAGAAGGGCCAAACACCCCUUCAUUACGCUUGUACAUCAGGCCGUCCCGAAGUUGUUGCUAUGCUACUCAAGGCAGGCGCCAAUGUCAAGGCCUCCGGUCUUCGCGAGGCUUGCGACCUAUUCGAAGCGGAACAUACGCUGUGGGAUGCUCCUCAUAGACGUGCCCCUGAGCCAGGAAAUGGAGACGCAACUGGUCUCAAACUCUCAGACUUGUCCCGUCCCCAAUAUAUCGGCAACAAUCAUCUGUCAAAAGACACAGCCAGACUCGAUGAGAUUAUCGACAUGCUCCUUGAUAGGGGUGCAGAUCUCUCAUGGCCUUGGGUAGGACGCCGUUGGAAUGAGAAGCUCGCAGGGGUUUCGACUACCUCCUUGGGAUGUGGAGAUUACACUCUCAGAUGUUGGACUGUAGCAUCGCAGAAGCGUCAACUCGGCCCCUCUCGUCACCGAAUCGGCCACGAAGAAACACCAUUCGAUGAGUACCUCGUCAAGUAUCGCGAUGAGACCACCAUAACGGCGUUGCGGAACUACGACAGUAUCAAGAAGGGGAGGCCGAACCGGAAACUUCUUUGGUCGAUAUUAAAGCGGCGCCAGUACUAUCUUGUGGAAGAACUCUUCCACUGUGGUGUCGAUUUCUUCACUGAAAAUCAGCGUCUAAAACUCACCGGCCUCGAAGAACUAAUACGUGGCGGCUUCACAUAUUUGGUGAAUCGUAUCAUUCAGCUGGAAGCCAAAAGAAGACAAGAAGAGGGCAUCUAUUGUGGAGGGAGGAACACAGAAACCCCAAGAACCAAAAUCGAUACUUCCUGGAUGAGGAAGCAGGAGUCAGAAAAGAGUUCCAGGCCGUUCAUUCUGGAAGCCAUCCACAUGGAGCUUCCAGUUUUCGACGUUCUCUGUCUUUUAGUUGAAGACUUCGGCGCCGAUAUCAACGAAAUGAGCUGGAGCACCAUGAAGUUUGGUAACGAUGAGUUGCAGAUCAUGCAAGGUGCUCUGCAUAUGCUUGCUAGGGGGAAUCAUUGGUGGCAUGUGGCGCAAGCUCUACCAUAUCUCAUCGGACGUAGCGCGAGCCUUGAGCUGAGGAACGCCCAGGGGCAAACGCCGCUUCAAAUUGCCCUUGAAUGUGGAGGAAACAUAAGAACCGGGCCAUUUCACCGCGACGCAGCUCGCCUGCUCAUUCUCGGGGGCGCGGACACGAAUGCCGUUGACACGAUGGGGCGCACAUGUCUCACAUAUGCCGGUUCUGACGCCGAGAUGAUUCGUCUUUUGAUCGAGCAUGGGGCUAUUGUUAAAGCCGACGUUCUCUUUGCGGCAAUUGACAGACAAGAUGAUAAAGUGCUUGGGGCGCUACUGUCGUCAGGCGUUGACCCAAACAUGAGGCUGGAACGGAGUCCUACGGGUACUUUCAAAAUUGAUCCCAGAGGACUCACUGUGCGUCGUUGGAACGACGAUGACAUCCCAAACUAUGAGUGGUAUCCGCUCCAUCAUGCGGCAACAAAGAUGUAUCCCAAAGGGAAGCGAGGGAAACCAGCGCCGAGGGAAGAAUGGCCAGCCAUUUCCCAGGUUAUCCGAGUUCUUCUGUCCUGCGGCGCUGACCCCUUUGCAGAGUUCACCAGAUGCACAACAGCAGACUGCGAUCACCAAAGGCUUGCCCGCCGAAGACCAUUCAAUAUCUCCAAAACCGAAACAGCGGAGAACCCAAGCGAUGCACCGGGAAGCCACGAAAGAUGUCUGGUAUUACACGAGCUGCUGGCCGACAGCCAUGCUACGUAUCAAUGCUUAUCAUCAGAAGGCAUCGAUCCCAAUCAUCGAGAUGGGAAGAAUCGAACCCUUCUCCUAGCUGCGUGUUCCUCCAAGAGAGGUCCAGACAUGCCGUUUGGCCCGGAAGCUGAAGAAGAAUGGAAAGAAGACAAACCCACAGGGAUCACGGUAUUCGAACGCCUCAUCGAACUCGGGGCCGAUCCCGAGGCGCGAGACAUGGAUGGUAGUAACGCAUUGCAUCACAUGCUCCAAUUCCGACAAGUCAGAGAUAGGAGCGUCCCGUCUAUGGUGAAAUCGCUUUCGUACAUUGCACAAUCUCAUCCGUCAACCGUCAACCACAGAGACAAGAACGGCAAAACACCACUUCACCUUGCCGUCGAACGCGCCCUCUACGAAAAGAAGACGACAUACGCCGACCUGCUGCUUGACGCUGGCGCAGGCCCUCUGAUCACCGACAACGAUGGAAACACCGUCCUGCAUAUCCUGUGUCGAAUGCUAUGGAUUUCCACCCUACGGCCCCUCUUCAAGACGCUCAUCAAGCACGGCUGCGACGUCAAUGCACGCAAUCUUCAAGGCGAGACGCCGUUGUUUGGUUACUUUGGCGGGUUCACGCCAGACGAGAAGCAUUUCUAUAAAAUACACAGAGAUAUAAAGACCUACGAUGAUGCAGGCGAACUUGCUGUUCUAAAGGCCGCUGGUGCGGAUUUCUCGGUCCAGCGAAACGAUGGUCAGGGAUUGCUCCACAUCGCGGCCAAGGGACACGAAGUGAGGUUCAAGAAGCUUCUUGAUGAAGGGCUGGACCCCCUGUUGGAGGACGGUGAACGCAAGACUGCGUUGAAUGUAGCUGCUGCAUCCGAUAAUACAGGCGUGUUGAAGCUGUUCAAGCGCGGGGAGACAGAAGUUCGGGGAACCAGAAGCUGGAUGGAUGGUGAUGCCAUCUUUGGUCUCAGAUGA
Molecule: messenger RNA, 5490 nt
Organism: Colletotrichum aenigma
Lineage: Eukaryota; Fungi; Ascomycota; Sordariomycetes; Glomerellales; Glomerellaceae
Gene: Ank3-0
Product: Ankyrin-3
Exons: 3
Coding region: 1-5490 (1829 amino acids)
Molecular function (GO): protein binding
Source: RefSeq, a predicted model, not a curated record